This is a messenger RNA of Malurus melanocephalus (red-backed fairy wren), 7940 nucleotides long. RefSeq names its product polypeptide N-acetylgalactosaminyltransferase 16 (gene GALNT16). The record is from RefSeq and is a predicted model, not a curated record. The transcript is spliced from 15 exons. Gene Ontology annotation, cellular component: Golgi apparatus. Lineage: Eukaryota; Metazoa; Chordata; Aves; Passeriformes; Maluridae. The coding region runs from base 136 to 1848 and encodes 570 amino acids.
GCCGGGGCCGGAGCGGAGCGGUGCGGGGCGGGGGAACCGCGCCACCGCCGCCGCCUCCUCUUCUUCCUCUCCUUCCUCCCGCAGCCGCCCCUGCCCGUCGAGGCAGCGCUCCCAGGCUCCCCCGGGGCGCUCGGCAUGAGGAGGAUCAGGGCCAAUGCCAUCGCCAUCCUGACCGUCGCCUGGAUCUUGGGCACUUUCUACUACUUAUGGCAGGACAACAAGCCCCGCUCGGCGGCUACCGGCAGGUCCGCCGGAGGCGGUAGCGGCGGCGCCCGGAGCGGGCAGAGGGCGGCCGGCAGGCUGGAGCUGCGCCGGGAAGAGAGGACCAUCCCCCUGAUCAUGACGAGGGCUCCCCAAGGAGAGAGGAGCAGCCGGCGGGGUUUUGAUGAAAAAGCUUACUUGUCCUCCAAGGUGCUGAAGGCUGGAGAAGACCCCUACCGCCAGCACGCUUUUAACCAGCUGGAGAGUGACAAACUGAGCAGCGACCGCCCCAUUCGGGACACCAGGCACUACAGGUGCACUUCUGUACGCUACGACACUGACUUGCCAGCCACCAGCRUCAUCAUCACCUUCCACAACGAGGCGCGAUCCACCCUGCUCCGCACGGUCAAGAGUGUUCUGAACCGCACCCCUCCCGGUCUCAUCCAGGAGAUCAUUUUGGUAGAUGACUUCAGCUCAGAUCCUGAGGACUGCCAGCUCCUUACCAAGAUCCCAAAGGUCAAGUGUCUACGAAACAUCCGUCGAGAAGGGCUGAUUCGCUCUCGGGUGCGAGGAGCUGAAGCGGCAACUGCUGACAUCCUCACCUUCUUGGACAGUCACUGUGAGGUCAACAGCGAGUGGCUGCAGCCAAUGCUUCAGAGAGUGAAAGAGGAUUAUACCCGAGUGGUGAGUCCAAUCAUUGAUGUUAUCAGCCUGGAUAAUUUUGCCUACCUGGCAGCAUCAGCAGAUUUGAGGGGAGGGUUUGACUGGAGCCUUCACUUUAAGUGGGAACAGAUUCCUAUAGAGCAGAAGAUGUCCAGAACAGACCCAACUCAGUCUAUAAGAACUCCUGUCAUAGCAGGAGGCAUCUUUGUGAUUGACAAGUCCUGGUUUAACCACCUGGGAAAAUAUGAUACUCAAAUGGACAUCUGGGGAGGAGAAAAUUUUGAGCUCUCUUUCCGAGUGUGGAUGUGUGGUGGCAGCUUGGAGAUCGUUCCCUGCAGUCGAGUGGGACACGUGUUCAGGAAGCGCCAUCCCUAUGACUUUCCUGAGGGCAACGCGCUGACUUACAUCAAGAACACCAAGCGCACGGCAGAGGUGUGGAUGGAUGAAUACAAGCAGUACUACUACGAGGCCCGGCCGUCUGCUAUUGGCAAGUCCUUUGGAAGUGUUGCAGACCGAGUGGAGCUGCGGCGCAAACUGAACUGUAAAUCCUUCCAGUGGUAUCUGGAGAGUGUCUACCCUGAGCUCAAGAUUCCUGAAAAAGAGUUGAUUCCRGGAAUAAUUAGACAAGGAGGAAACUGUCUGGAGUCUCAGGUGCAGGAUACCACAGGGAAUAUGUUGGCUGGCAUGGGAAACUGUAAAGGGACGGUGAACAAUCCGCCUGUCACCCAGGAGUGGAUAUUCAGUGACCCUUUAAUUAGACAGCAGGACAAGUGUCUUUCCAUUACCUCCUUCUCCACUGGCUCUCAAAUCACACUGGAAGCUUGCAAUCAAAAAGACGGCAGACAGAAGUGGAAGAUGAAAGGCAGUUUCCUUCAACACUUUGUCAGCGGUCUCUGCCUGGAAAACCAGACUGGAAGAGUGGUGACCAACCCCUGUCAAGCAGGUGUACCUGGCCAACAGUGGGAGCUGCUACAAGCAACAUGAUGGUAGCACAGAGAUCUCCUUGUUUGUUUGUGCAUGAGACUUGGAGAGCAGAGGAGGAUCAGGAAGGGAGGAAUGGUUUUGUAUGUCUGACCCUAAAUGUUUUCGUUGUGCCCUUCAGUAAGCCACUGUUUCAGCUGAGCACUUGAUGGUUUUGAGCCUUUCAAAGAAGCUGGGGAUGAGAGGGAUCAGGAGAGUUGUUGAAAUCUUCCCAUCUGUUGUCUCUUGUAGCUGAUGCCUACAUCAGCUGUGCACAGCUGCACCUAGAGAUAGAGGAGGACCCAGCCCAAAACCUGCAGUGACCAGAAUUACCUUGCAGCUCUCCAUAUCCUUUCCUUUCUCUGCAUCCAGAGUUUACAACCUUCAGUCCAGCAGCUUAGGCUCUGCUUGUACAAACAUUGGUAGCUCUUUGGYUUGCCUGGCUUUUUGCUCUAACACCAUGCAUCAUUUAUGCACAUGUCCCUCAUCAAGGACUGGCUGAAGAGUCGUCAUGGUCAGUGGAGAGGCUGGGAAAGGGCUGUCAGAUCCUGGGGCAGGUUUGUCACCUCUUUUUGGUGGGCCCAUUCCUUCCUCUGCCCACAGUAACUGCUCUACAGCCAAAUGUGCUGAGGCUGGGGCGAUGGUGACGAGAGAGAUUGAAAAGGGACAAUAUGUUUUAGCAGCGUAACCAUGGAUUGUUUUUGGGACUAUUCCGUGUUGAAUUCUUCCUUCCAGCUUUUUUAUGUGUGGAAAGCCAGCCCUGUCUCCAAGAGUGACACAAGCCUGCAGGUUCAGGGUACCAUGUUCUGGGGGAGCCAGAGAGGUGCCAACACUUAGGGAUGUCAGGGAAGCUGGGAUUGUUCUCUGGCUGCUCAUCSUGGUGCUACCAGCUACUGCCCACUGCAGUCACACCGAAGGUGGUGCCCAGARCUGCGUGGGCAGCACACACAGACAGAUGUGCUUGCUGUGGCUCAGGCUGUGGCAGGAGCCCACCCAGAUCCCCACUGUGAGAGACAGGAGGGGACAGCYCCUAGGUCAUGGCAGACUUCCUGCUGGCUGGGCCGGGCCGCAGUCCUCAUGCCUGCCUGUCCAGCUCUGCACAGCCCCUGUGAACACAGCCCCACCCAAUCCCCCUGUCUAGUUGCUUUUCUUCCUCUYUUUGAGAAAGAUGAGGCAAAAAGGCUGGGCUUGCUAUGCUUUUGACACCCCUCUCUCUUCCCAGCGGGCACCCUGGGGAGAAGUUAUUUGGUGAAGCUGAAAGUGCCCCCUGCACAAAUGCUGCCACCAUGCAGGCCUGCCCUGAGAGGUGUCUCCUUUGUAUUCUGGGAAUACCAGAGACACUGGUGUCUCUUGCUAACAUCCCAGUCCUGCUCCCAAUUACCAGGCAGCUCUAGCCGAGUGUGGGUKUUCAAACCUGGCCAAGGGAUGCUUACCUAGUCAAAAAAAUGCAGUCCCCAUAACCUUCUUCUAACUAGAUUUGUGAAAUUUUCCUCUUGAGCUAGAUUUUGUAAACCAAUCCUCCUUUCCAAGAACCUGACAGGGGAACCAGAUGGUGGGACCACUUUCAUGAGGCAAUUCCUUGCCUGGAUCCUUUCUGAUCUGGUGUAGAAAAAACAGGUUGUUCGUUUGGGAUCUAAACAGCUGUUUGCUUUUGCUCAUGUUUGUAUUUCUUUUUAAUUCUUUGUAAUAGCYUGGUGUUAGCCCAAACAGUUGACAAAAGAACAGAUAAUGUUCUUYCUACAUUGCAUGUGCUUAGUGUGAAAACUGGACAAUGAUUUUUGCUCUUGGUUUAAAAAUAUUAAAUCCAUCCUGUGGCGGGAGCUCUUUUCCUGUCUCCCCCUUCACUUUGACAUCAGCUCCCCAUCUUGGCACUGAUUAGCCAGAGUGCCUGCACUGUGAAAGCUCAUGAGGGAAUUUCUUUUGAUCCUUGCAGAAUGGUGCAGCUGCUCUUCUGUGUGGAAAUGAGGGUAUUGACUCUGCAGUGAUUUCUCUUUCCCUGUAUAGAGAUGCUUUGAGCUGGAACCACUGGGGUCAGGAGAGGGCAGAGAAAGGAGGAAAAUAGCCUAGGAAUGGAAAGAAAGCAGGACAGACAGACCCAUUGAGGGAAGAGAUGCUAUUCUAUUGGCUACUGAAUUUUAAAACGAGAAUAUGCAGUAGGAGACAGGAACAGUCAAGUUCUUACAUACCUGGCUUGAAAAACRUUGAUGCAAAGACAGAUGAAGGGCCACUGAGCAGGUACUGUACGUAAGCUCCACAUACAAUGAAGUGUGAAAGCAUUACAUAUUUUCAUCUAAAGGGAACCUAAAUGGACCAUUGACCUGCCCCCAUUUCACUCUCCAGCAGCUCGUGGGCUGCAGCUAACAGCAUGUUCACUCCUCUACCAGGUGCUGCUUUCCUCCUCCCUGCUCCCACUCUGUGUGCAGCUUUCUUGCAGUUCCUUCUCCAUAACCACUCUGGGACAGGACCCAGCUCCUCUACAAACGAUGCUCCUGACUGCUGCAGACACAGAAGCUCUGCUUACAAACAGUCUCCAAGCUCUGGGCCAGCCCUAACUCAAUGGACUCUUGUCAGCACGAUGCCCACUGCCCUUGACUGUGUUUGGCUCCAGUGCUGGAGGCUGCUGCCUGCUCCUGGAGCAGCCAUACCUGGACUGGCUGUGUUGAUUUGUGCCUCUCUUCCUACUGCUCUCCUCCUGGCACAGUGUGAACUGGCAUCCUUGGGCUGUAAGCUGGGGCAGCUGAAGGCUGGACACUCUCCUUCUUCAGGUGCCCUGGCCUGGGGRAGGAAAGGCCAAAGGUGGACAUAUGCUAGAUGUCAAUAACUCAAGUUGCUUGUGGAGUYUGAAGUUUAAUUUUUUAAUUCUACCUGGUUUUGGACAUGUUCUCCUGAAGUCCCUCCCAAUUGCUCAUUCUUCAGUCAGCUAAAGCAUUGCUUUAGCUCAGUGUAAACCUCCCCACACAUCAUCUUUUGGAAGCCAUUGGUUUCCAAUGUAUUUUACCAGUUGCUGAAAUGGAGGUACAUUACAAAAGGCUGCUGUCAAGCAUGGGCAAACUGAACAACUUCUUGGAAUAAACAAAGUYUUGUCCAAGCUCAUUAUUAGCAUACUUUCCAUUUCCCUUGAAGGGAAGGAUGAACAAUAUUAUCUCUGUUUUUUUUUUCUCCUAAGUCCACACAGUGCCAUGUUUUGGAACAAGUUUGUGUUAGGAUUUUUUCAAGCAAACUGUCUAUUUUUAACAGAACAAGCAGCUGCUCACCGUUGUUUUCCUGUUUACUUUAAACAGUUCCCUAGACUGUCAAUACAGAGCAUUUGCAUUGGUAAUACCUUUAAAGAAAGCUGUUCUUGUAUCAGAGCAUCCAGUGUAAUUUCCUGUGCUGUGAACCAAUGGAGGUUUAUUUAAGAGGAGCUGAAUCUACUGUUGUACAGAAAUCAAUUACAAAAGGUUUAUUUUYCCCACUCACUUAUAAGUUGCACUUUGCCAGAUGUUAAUUUAUGUGGAACCCAGAUUAGUUUUCCUUUUUCUUCAUAAAAAAGCAUGUGCCAGAAUCUGUUUAAUGCCUGGAAUAAAAUCCAUUUUGAAAUAAGCGUUUCAGCCUUUUCUUAUUCCCCUUUGCUUCCUCUUUUGGAAAAGAGCAUCCUUUCUCGCCUGGUGCCCUCCUCUGUCUCUCACUGCGUUUGUUCCCCUGAUAGACAGACCCCAGUUCUUUGCAUGGAUUCRUGGAUUCUUCAGGAGGAUACUGUUGGAGCUGGCACAGAUGUGACUAGGAUAUGAUGAUGUACCUUCAUCAGUUGAAUAUGGCCUUCUCAACUGGAUAGGGAGACAAGUAUCCUUCCUGGCAAUUAAUGGACCAACUUACAUGCUGAAAGAAAGAGCUGAGGUUGUGGGGAAUCAAUUCUUCCUGUUACUUCCUCCUUGGUAUUUUCCUUAAGCUAGCAGCUUGCCUGUUUUUUACRUAAGGCUCCCAAAGACCCUUCUGCUUCUGGCUUGAGGGUGAAGAAGCAUCACCACCACCCACAUAGGUCUCCUGGCUUGUGCAUUGCUGAGCUUCAAAUAUUGUGAUUCCCCAAGGAGGCUGGUGAGCUUUUCUAACCUCAUAUUAUUUAAAAAGAAAAGUAAAUAAAAAAAAAGAAAGAAAAGGAGGGGGGGUAAAAGAGAGGGAAAAAAACCUCAGCCAGCAUUGUCAAUUUGUGGACUUUGAGUUUAAAAUCAGAGCUCAAUAGCCUGCCAGUUCACCUGGCAGAGUUUUUUUCAAACUAGAAUCAGCUGGGUCUGCCUCUGCAGAAAGCAAGCUGUGCCAGAGCAUCUGUGUAGGGAAGGAGGGUGAAGGUUUGCUGGAARUCUGCUGGUGUGGGGGGAUCCAGUGCUUUUCUGUGCUGCCUGAUGCUUGAGUGCUGGGGGAGCUCAGUAAAAACAGAGAGGAGUUGUUUCUCUGUUAGUGCUGCUUCUGAGGCAGGACAUAGUUGGGCUGUGUCCCUGAGCCCUGCCAUGCACACCCUGAGUGAUGAGCACCAAAGUGCCCUGGAAACCAGGAGGCUCUCAGGCUGUAAUGAUGGCUGGGAAGACUUUAAUCAGCCCUGCCUAGGAAAAUGAUGCACUGAUCUUCUGAAGAGCCAACUGGGGGAUUGGGAGGGAAGCAGAAAUGAGUGAGAGACGGGCUACCCUCUGAGGGAGGAUAGGGUCAGACAGGCAGUGGUCUGACACAUACAUAAUGCACAGAAGAGUUUGGAGCAGAAACAGAUGCCUCUGAAGGGACCAGAACCCAGACUGGGAAAAUUUAUAUGCGAGUCAUUUCUCUGCUGGAGGCUGAAAACAUAGAGGCACCAUGUCCACAGCAAUCAUACAGCUGGAUCAAAUUCAGCAAUGCUUUAUCUAGAAAAGAAAACAGUUGUUUGGAUUUGUUGUCUGUUUGUUUAGUUUGUUUUUUUUAAAUACUCAAGUACUUCACUUUAGAAAUCACAAAGCAGAUCAUUUUCUUAGAAAUAGAGGUAUUCCCCAGGCUACAUUCAGUAGCUACAUUCAGUAAAUCUAGGUACCAAGGGACCAUAAUUUUCUUGUUUUGUUUGUUAAAAGGGGUUUGCUUCAUGCAGAGACCUGAUGGGAAUGUCUCAAUUCUCAAGACCCUCUGUUGUUGGGCUGCAGGGUGUGUGGAAAGGGAUCUCUCUAGGCCUUUAAAUGGACUUCUUCAGCAUUUUAGAAGUACAUUCUAAGUUCAGAAGCAUCUGGAAACCCGACUGCUGCUCUUCCCUCGGGCAGGCAUCCUAACAUGCUCCCUGCAUCCUUUCUCCUUUGGUCUCUACUGCUUUGUGAGUGUCCAGAUURGAGCAGAAAAGCUCCUGUAUCCCUCCCUUUUAGGUUGCCUGAGAUUCAUUCUUUCAUSAUGACUCGUGAGAACUUUAAACAGAAGCAGAGAAGCCCUGGAGAACUGCAAAUGGCGAAAUUAGAUAUUUAGAUCUACCUGAAGCAAAACUUGUUUUCAAUGCGUUUGUUUUGCUGCUAUAGUAGCAAAAUCUGCCGUGCAGUGCCCUUUGAAAAUAAACAGGAUAUUUGCAGCAUGCUGGGCUUCUGGCUCAGCWUCUCCAGUAAAGAACUCUGUGCCCAUGCUCAGGCAGGAGGCAUUGUCCCUCCCUUGCUCUCCCAGCUUGGGUGCAAGGUAGCAGCCAUCCACGUUUCCAGGGCUUUGUUUCUGUAAAGUGUUUUGCAAACGCCUGUGAUACAGUCCAGAGCUGUGUUAAAAAAUGUUCCUUUGCUGCAGCACCUUGCAAAGGAGCCGCUGGGCAAGGGGAGCCUGGGGAUGGGAGUGACGUGAACAACCUUUUGCUUUUUUGGCUGAUCUGCAUCUGCUUGCAAAAUGCUGCUUAAAUCUCACCAGUGACUGACCAGUAAUUAACACCAGGCCAGAACAAGGUAAUAUUUAUGUGCUGAAAAUGACACUGGUAAAUGUUCAGAUUUGCCUGGUUUUGAGACAUCCCAUCUGAAUGGAAAUAGCUUCUACUUGAUUUAUUGAUGAAACUUGUGCUUUACAAGUCGGAGUCAUUAAAAUAAAUUCAGCUUCAUCUGUACUGCAUGUUGGGAAAAUAAAGAAUGAGAGAAAACAAAAUAAUCCACUUGGGACAAAAU